CUCACACAGAUCAGGCCUGAUAAAAACCAACAAACAGUUAGAUAAAUAAAGAUUUUUUCGAAACUACGUUGACCAAAAUGCUUUGCGCCAAACACUUCCUAGUUACUCUGUGCCCUGGUUUCCUUCUUCUGUCAGCUGGUCGAGCUACGACAACAAUAACUGUCAGGACGACAGUUUUGGUGGAGUUGGUCUGAGGACGGAAAGCUCUGCUCGUCAGAUGAUCAGGAGUCUGCAGAGCCUGGAUGGAGGAUUUCAGGCGGAUAUACCUCCGUCUGUGUAAGGAGGGAGGCGUGGAGCCUCAGGAGGGUGUUGUAGCUCAGCUCCAGGAGAGCAGGUCUGCUCAGGGCUCCAGACUGGACCUGAGUGGACAGAGCCUGUCUGCAGAUACCUGCUCAGUGCUGGCUAAGGCCUUCCAUAAGGAUACUGUCUUUACUGAGGUGUCACUCAGUGACUGCAUGCUCAGCGAGGAGGGUGCCAGAGUGCUCCUCAGUGGACUGUUUGACAACACGACUGUCAAAGUCCUGGAUCUGAAGGGGAAUAACCUGAGAUCAUCAGGAGCUGAGGUGCUGGGACAGUUGUUGGCACAAAACAAGACGCUGCGCAGGCUGGUGCUGGAGUGGAAUGCGUUGGGCGUGUGGGACGAAGCUUUCUCGCUCUUCUGCAGCGGUUUAGUUUCCAACUGCGCGCUGACGCAGCUGGACCUGCGCAACAAUCAAAUCAACCACCAUGGAGCGUCGGCGCUCGCUCUGGCACUCAAACGCAACAGCACACUGGAAGUUCUAGAUCUGAGGUGGAACAAUAUUGGUCUGCUGGGAGGCAGGUCCAUGCUGGAGGCACUUCAGAACAACAAGAGCAUAGUGCAGCUGGAGAUGGCUGGGAACAACAUUCCCAGUGACACGCUGAAAGCUCUCGAGCAGGCCACAGGGCACAACUCAGACAGGCGGUCCACCCUGAGGGAGAGUCGCAGCCGCACACAGGUCCUCAGCAAGGAGAUUCAAACACUGAAGGAGGAGAAGGGCCGGCAGUUCCUGAGCCUGAUGGAGACCAUAGACAGGCAGAGGGACGAGAUGGGGCGCUCCAGUAGGUCAACCUCCAGUCAGAUCGGCCAACUCCAGGAAGCUCUGAACGAGAGAAAGUCCGCUGUCAACUCUCUCACCGCAAAGCUGCAGAUGACAGAAGCUGCCCUCGCACUCUCUGAGCAGAAAAACCAAAACAUGGGAGAGCUGCUGUCUCGACUGAAAGCUGAGAAAGAAGAACAGAGGGAACAACACAGCAAAGCGAGGAAGAAAGAGCACGAGGACGCUGUACUGAGACAGGGAAAACUCCUCAGAGACAUCCAGAGCCUGACAGACACCAACGGUCAGCUGAAGAAUAACGUGGAGGAGAUGGAGCGCAGGUGUAAGUCUCAGCAGCAGCUGAUCUUUGAGCUGAAGCAGGAGCUGACCACCAGCACAGCUGAGCUCAAGCUGCGACUAGCACAGGCUGAAGACCGUUUGGAAUCAGAGAAGCAACGGUCCAAGCAAGCCCUGGAUGACAUGGACGGUCUCCGGCAGAAAGAGGUGGAGCAUAUAAACCGACAUCUGGAAGAAAGUGAGCGGGCCCUGCAGGAUCGCAUUUUCAAACUGGAGGGACAGCGGAUACAACUGGAGGAGGAACUGAGUAAAGCUAAAGCAGCGUUUGUGGCAGAAAGGGCCCAGGCAGAGGAGGAGCUGGGAAGAGUGCGAGCCCAAGUGCGUUUGGAAGAGCAGGAGCACGCGUCGUCCUUGGAGGAGAAGCUGCGCUCGGUGCGUUCAUCCCUGCAGGAGGUCCAGCUGCACUGUUCCCAGCAGAAACAGACCAUCUCUGAGCUGCAGGCCAAGAACAGCCAGCAGAGCAUCGAGAUGGACGGACUACGACGCAGGAUAGAGGAGCUGCAGCAGGAGCUGUGCUGCAAAGACCAGGAGAAGGUGGCUGAGGUGAGCCGGGUGAGGGUGGAGCUGCAGGAGCAGAUUGGACAUCUCCAGGCAGAGAGGACGGCACAGGGAGCACUUAAAGAAAAGAUCAGCGCUCUGGAAAGAGAGCUUAAAGUGCUGAGUAGUAACCACAGGGAGGCUCUUCUGGACAAAGAGAGCGAGAUGUCUUCCAUGUUGGAGAAGCUGCGGCUGAAGGAGGCAGAGAUCCAUAGGAUUAGGGAGGAUGAGGCCAACAGAGCCAGCUAUUUGCAGAGUGCCGUCCUCUCGUACAUUCACGGUUCUCCUCUGGGACACCACAGCAGCCUCCAGAAAUGAGCCAGCAGGGCCUCUCUCAGGGCUCCCGCACUGGGCAGGACCAGGCAUAGCUCCACAGAGCUGAAGAAUAUUCUGACGUGGACGAUCAGUGCUCAGCAAAUAAUAACCAUACCUAACAUAAUGUUAAAAAUGACAAAUCUCAUCAGGACGUGCUCAGUUCAAUGGUGUGCUACUUUCUUUUUUUAUUGCUACUUUUAAUAAAUACACAGCGCACUUUAAGUGCCAACACUUUCCACACGUUCCAGUGAGUGUAGUAGAAAGCAACAAGGUUUUCACAUGAUGAAAAAUAAGAAUCGGCUGUGCAUUUGUAAAAGGAACUAUGGCUUCACUGAAUGAUGGAGCGAAUGGAUUUACAGUGGCUGAGGGGAAGAAGAGAGAGCUGUCUGAAUAAAUACCGAUUUCAAAAACUUCUAACAGUCCAGAGGCUGCAAGGCAGCCAUCAAACAUCUGCAGAUGUUUCACAGUCACACAGCUGUUCACACACAUCCAGCACAUGGUGACUAUGACCUUCCACAUGUGAAGGUCAGCGCUGCUGAAGGAGUCCUGUGAUCAGAACCUGGUCUUGUGUCAUAAAUUUCCAUUUUUAUGUCCUUCGCUCACACAGUACACGUGAUAAACUGUACUUAGCUUUCACUGCAAGCCAGCGUCAUUUCUGCCACAUUUAUCCAGUUUGAGUAAACGUACAUGUUUACAGUCAAAAUGAUAUUUGGUUCAGAUAUGCCUUAAUAUUGUAUACUACAGAGUAGACACUGAUGCAGAGCAGGACACCUGCUGUUUUUACAUUUUAUAAUGAAAGUCCAAAUAAAGCUGUUGUGUUUCAGGUCUGCUAUCAGUGACAAA
Maylandia zebra (zebra mbuna) is the source of this 3107-nucleotide messenger RNA. RefSeq names its product leucine rich repeat containing 45 (gene lrrc45). Gene Ontology annotation, cellular component: plasma membrane; centrosome. NCBI's taxonomy places the organism in Eukaryota, Metazoa, Chordata, Actinopteri, Cichliformes, Cichlidae. The record is from RefSeq and is a predicted model, not a curated record. Gene Ontology annotation, molecular function: protein binding.